AUGUGUGACGACGAGGUUGCCGCUCUUGUAGUUGACAAUGGUUCCGGAAUGUGCAAGGCCGGAUUUGCCGGUGAUGAUGCCCCUCGUGCCGUGUUCCCUUCCAUCGUAGGUCGUCCUCGUCAUCAGGGUGUGAUGGUCGGUAUGGGUCAGAAGGACAGCUACGUGGGUGAUGAGGCCCAAAGCAAACGUGGUAUCCUGACUCUGAAAUACCCCAUCGAACACGGUAUUGUCACAAACUGGGACGACAUGGAAAAGAUCUGGCACCAUACUUUUUACAAUGAGCUUCGUGUGGCCCCUGAGGAGCACCCUGUUCUUUUAACAGAAGCACCCCUUAACCCCAAGGCCAACAGAGAAAAAAUGACCCAAAUCAUGUUUGAAACCUUCAACACGCCCGCUAUGUACGUAGCUAUUCAAGCUGUGUUGUCCCUCUACGCUUCCGGUCGUACUACCGGUAUUGUGCUGGACAGCGGAGACGGUGUUUCCCACACUGUUCCCAUCUAUGAAGGUUAUGCCCUUCCUCAUGCCAUCCUCCGAUUGGACUUGGCUGGCCGUGACCUCACUGAUUAUUUGAUGAAGAUCUUGACAGAGCGUGGCUACAGCUUCACCACCACGGCUGAGCGAGAAAUCGUUCGUGACAUCAAGGAGAAGCUCUGCUAUGUCGCUUUGGACUUCGACCAGGAAAUGGCCACUGCUGCUUCUUCCUCGUCCCUCGAGAAGUCCUAUGAGUUACCUGAUGGCCAGGUAAUCACCAUUGGUAAUGAGAGAUUCCGUUGCCCUGAGGCCCUUUUCCAGCCAUCUUUCUUGGGUAUGGAAUCUUCUGGUAUCCAUGAGACCACCUACAACUCAAUCAUGAAGUGCGACAUUGACAUCCGUAAGGACCUGUACGCCAACACCGUUCUGUCUGGUGGCACCACCAUGUACCCAGGUAUCGCUGAUAGGAUGCAGAAAGAAAUCACCGCUCUUGCUCCUAGCACAAUGAAGAUCAAGAUCAUUGCUCCCCCUGAGAGGAAGUACUCUGUUUGGAUCGGUGGAUCUAUCUUGGCUUCUCUGUCCACCUUCCAACAGAUGUGGAUCUCCAAACAAGAGUACGAUGAAUCUGGCCCUAGCAUUGUCCACCGCAAAUGCUUCUAAACUUUGUGUAUUUUGUAGUCACGUGAUUGUCGCUUCUUUCGUAUUUAUGUUGAUUCCCCUUUGCUUCCGCGUGGAUACUUCCCUCCGAAUGACCCAGACUGGUUUAGAAACCCUGGAUCAGGGAUUUUGCCAGCCAAUCAGAGACUCGGGAACUGUAGGCCAAAGAAUCUCAACUUUUCAUAACUGCCCACUGAUCAUGUAGCUCAGCAAUCGUAUUUAUUAACAUCAGAAGUUCGAUCAUUUCAAAUAUUUCAUAUUUUUCUGUAAAAUAAAAUAUUUAAUAAAAAUUUGGGGAAGACA
Limulus polyphemus (Atlantic horseshoe crab) is the source of this 1431-nucleotide messenger RNA. Its product is annotated as actin-3-like. Lineage: Eukaryota; Metazoa; Arthropoda; Merostomata; Xiphosura; Limulidae. The record is from RefSeq and is a predicted model, not a curated record.